AUGGGGAGGAAUGCCGACAUCAGCGAUGUCCAGGCGGAACAACCGUACCAACCCAUGCGUUCAACGUCCCCCACCUCUCUUCGAGCUGAAGCCUGGAAAAGUGAUACUACAAGACUCUGCAGCCGCAGGAAUGUCUGCCCGAAUGGCGAUAUACCUACUCAAAGAACUCGAAACGUUUCCAGGGUUCGCCGCGCAUCCCUGUCCUCCCAGCUACCAGGGAGGCUCGAGUUCCUGGACCGGAAAGAUAAAACCAUGGCACAAGCGGCAUUGGUCGAUAAACCGAAAAAGCUAGGAACAUUCUCUGGCGUGUUCGUGCCCACUACAUUGAAUGUAUUGAGCAUCCUGAUGUUCCUCCGAUUUGGGUUUAUUCUUGGCCAAUGUGGCAUUUUAGGAACCUUAACAAUGCUCAUUGGCUCAUAUCUCAUCAAUCUGGUAACAACGAUGUCAAUUUCGGCCAUAGCAACCAAUGGCACUGUCCGAGGCGGUGGCGCUUACUACCUCAUCUCUCGCUCAUUAGGGCCGGAAUUUGGAGGCUCAAUUGGAAUGGUAUUUUAUCUAGGUUGUGUUCUAAACACCGGAAUGAAUGCGGUUGGAUUGGUCGAUUGCCUUACGCAAAGCUUUGGGCUCUCAUCGGGGUCAUUGUCAACUUUCUUGCCUGAAGGGUUUUGGUGGCAGUACCUUUGGGGAACCAUAGUCAUCCCGCUAUCUCCGCUGCUUGUUAGGCCAUUCACGAGCGAUAGGCUUCGCAUAGUAUACACUGGCUUUAGGUGGUCCACCUUACUUGAUAAUUUGAAGCCACGGUUUACCAAGGGGGCUGCAGGCAGCCAGAUUUCUACCAGGGAGAGUUUUCAGAGCCUUUUUGGGAUACUGUAUCCUGCGACGGGAGGAAUAUUCGCCGGGGCAAGUAUGUCUGGCGAUUUAAAAGAUCCAAGUCGAUCCAUCCCCAAGGGUACACUCUAUGGGCUCUUUUUGACUUUCGUGACCUAUACUGUGGUGGUCUUAGUUAUUGCAUCGACGGCGACUAGAGAAUCGUUGUAUAGAGACGUAAAUAUUAUACAAGAUAUCAAUAUCUCCGCCAGUCUUAUUGUGUUAGGUGAAUUUGCAACCACAUUCUUUUCUGCUUUGAUGGGCUUAAUCGGCGCAGCAAAACUCCUUCAAGCUAUUGCAAGAGAUAACCUUCUGCCUGGUAUUUCGAUUUUUGCUCAAGGAGCGUCGAAAAGCGACGAACCCACAUCUGCUAUUAUAUUUACAUUUGUUAUUGCUCAAUUGACAAUGCUAUUUGAUAUAAAUCAGAUUGCUUCUUUCAUUACUAUGAUUUAUUUGAUGACGUUUUUGGUGACUAAUUUGGCGUGCUUUCUCCUCAAAGUUGGCUCUGCACCGAAUUUUCGCCCUUCGUUUCAUUACUUUAAUUCCUGGACUGCGUUAGCCGGAACUCUUGUGAGCGGUGCUAGCAUGUUCUUUGUGGAUGGCGUUUACGCUACUGGCUGCAUCUGUGUGCUGGUCUUAUUGUUUCUGUUUAUCCAUUAUACUACACCCCCAAAAUCCUGGGGUGACGUCAGUCAGAGCCUGAUAUACCACCAGGUCCGAAAGUAUUUGCUCAGACUUAGGCCUGAGCAUGUUAAAUUCUGGCGACCACAAGUUCUGCUUUUUGUUGACAGCUUUGACGCUCAGUACAAGAUGAUACAUUUUUGCAAUUCGCUGAAAAAAGGGGGGCUUUUUGUCUUGGGCCGUAUCAUCGUUACUACAGACUUUGCUGGCGCUGUUCCAGAAGCUAGGCGGGAACAAACUGUGUGGAACAAGUUUGUCGAGUAUUCCAAAGUCAAAGCCUUUGUGAACGUCACAAUCUCGCCGAGUAUUGAGUGGGGCAUUAGAAACGUUGUGCUAAACUCUGGACUGGGCGGAAUGAGGCCAAAUAUCGUCGUAAUCGACCAAUUUCGCAGGCGAUAUGGCCGAGUCGCUGCAGAGACCGGAGACAACGAAUCACGUCAGCCUGGUCCACGGGGAGAAUUGAAUUCUGUAUUGAGGCCGAAGGUUGACGGAAACACCAUGAGUGGACAAAGCUACGUGACUGCGUUGGAAGACCUCCUCUAUAAGCUUCGCAUUAACGUGGGCAUUGCGAGGGGGUUCGAAGACAUGGAACUCCCUAGCACCAAAGGCCAUGCAAAACGGUACAUUGAUUUGUGGCCCAUUCAGAUGUCUGCCGAGAUAUCCGGCGACGGAUGCUACAGCAAGAAGAACAUUGUGACUACGAAUUUUGAUACAUAUACGCUUAUCCUGCAAUUGGGGUGCAUUUUGAAUACGGUUCCGUCUUGGAAGAAGUCUUAUAGAGUAAGGGUGGCAGUAUUUGUUGAGUAUGAAACUGAUGUUGAAGAAGAGCGCGGAAGGGUGGUACUGUUACUGGAAAAACUUCGCAUUGAAGCCGAAGUGCUUGUAUUCUGGCUUGCCAGCGGGGAUGUGCAAUCUUAUAGGAUCAUUGUGAAUGGAGAGCGGUCGGGCUUUGAGAAUACGACUUUGAAAGAGAUUGAUGAAAUUUUAGAGGAGGAGGAGUGGUGGCAAGAACUACAGCGAUUUCGCUGGGGAGACGGUAGAGGGAAAGGGAGAGGUGGGCCAGCGUCUAAACAGCAUGGGGCGCGACCAGGCUCAUUGGAAGAUGAAAACCGGCGGCAGUUUGACGGACUGCGCAAGUUUAUCGAGUCCUCUCGGCAAAAGAAAUCCGCGGGUAAGCUGGGAGGAAUGGCGUUGAGCCUAGGUAUGCAGGCCCAACGUCUGGUGGACUCUAUGGUAGAUUAUGGAUCAGAUGAAAGCGAUUCCUCAUGCCCCUCUCGCAUGCAAGAUGACGGGAUAGAGCCAUAUGUGAGCGAAGCCGAUGAUGAAGGCGAAUACGCUGGUGCGGAUGAGAUGGCCGACGAGCCAACACCGCCAGUGGCGGAAAGCGUGCGAAGGUCCUGGUUGCUCGGCGGUGCAAAGAAGCCUCAGAUAGGAGCCGGAAAACGACGAGCAGAAUUUUUAUCAGAAUCUGCGAUCACUGACUCGGAGAGCUCCAGCUCGGAGACGUCGACUUCUACUUCGGGGCCCUGGGCGGUAGGAAGGGUGGUGGGCAAUGGGGCCUCGUCGUCCCACGAGAAGCCGGGGAUUGCACGAACGGCAUCGACCGCGCGAUUCUCCUCGGCGCCGAUCCCUGAAACCAAGAUUGCUGCCGAGGAGUGCGCCGGACCUUCAAUCAUGUUUGCGCCCCCGGAGGGCGGGCCGGCGGGGCCCAAAGGCGGGCAGUCGAUAUACCAGCGGUCGGCCGUGCAGCAUGCGUCCAGCGUCGGGGCUGAGCACGGGAGUAGCCCUGCGUCCGGGUUCCCGUCGCAGGCAGCGGUCUCCAUGUCCUUCAACGAUCUCCCACGGCGCGCGCAGCACCUCAUCGUGAAUGAGCUAAUAAGGUCGCAGAGCGCUCGAACGGCGGUGAUCUUCACGACACUGCCGUCGCCGGCAGAAGGCACGUGCAGCGACCUGCGCAGCAGCGCGUCGUACCUCAGCGACCUGGAGGUAUUCUACGACGGGCUGCCGCCGUGUCUGCUGGUGCACAGCAACAGCAUGACGGUGACGAUGAAUCUGUGA
Messenger RNA from Ophidiomyces ophidiicola, 3606 nucleotides. RefSeq lists its product as uncharacterized. The transcript is spliced from 5 exons. Gene Ontology annotation, cellular component: membrane. Gene Ontology annotation, biological process: chloride transmembrane transport; cell volume homeostasis; potassium ion import across plasma membrane. The coding region runs from base 1 to 3606 and encodes 1201 amino acids. The record is from RefSeq and is a predicted model, not a curated record. Lineage: Eukaryota; Fungi; Ascomycota; Eurotiomycetes; Onygenales; Onygenaceae. Gene Ontology annotation, molecular function: potassium:chloride symporter activity.